Indicator indicator is the source of this 2324-nucleotide messenger RNA. It is a transcript of the gene SUZ12, whose product is annotated as SUZ12 polycomb repressive complex 2 subunit. The record is from RefSeq and is a predicted model, not a curated record. Bases 1 to 2235 code for a protein of 744 amino acids. Lineage: Eukaryota; Metazoa; Chordata; Aves; Piciformes; Indicatoridae. Gene Ontology annotation, molecular function: chromatin DNA binding. The transcript has 17 exons. Gene Ontology annotation, cellular component: nucleus; ESC/E(Z) complex.
AUGGCUCCUCAGAAGCACGGUGGAGGAGGAGGAGGAGGAGGAGGUGGCGGCGGAGGCGGCGGUGGCGGGGGGUUCGGGGGCUCCGCGGCGGCGGCGGCUCCCGGCGGCAAAUCCGGUGGUGCCGCAGGCGGCGGUGGCAGCGGCGGAGGAAGCGGUUACUCGGGCGGUUCCUCGGCCUCCUCGGCGACGGCGGCAGCGGCAGCGGCGCUGCCCCCCGCGAAGAAGCCGAAGAUGGAGCAGAUCCAGGCCGACCACGAGCUCUUUCUUCAGGCCUUCGAGAAACCAACACAGAUCUACAGAUUUCUACGUACACGAAAUCUAAUAGCACCAAUAUUUUUGCACAGAACUCUCACUUACAUGUCCCACAGAAACUCCCGAACAAAUAUCAAAAGGAAAACAUUCAAAGUAGAUGACAUGUUGUCAAAAGUAGAGAAAAUGAAGGGAGAACAAGAGUCUCACAGCUUGUCUGCUCAUUUGCAACUUACGUUUACUGGGUUCUUCCAUAAAAAUGAUAAGCCAUCCCAAAACUCAGAGAAUGAACAAAAUUCUGUAACCCUGGAAGUACUGCUUGUGAAAGUUUGCCACAAGAAACGAAAGGAUGUCAGUUGUCCUAUAAGACAGGUUCCUACAGGUAAAAAGCAGGUGCCUUUAAACCCAGACCUCAGCCAAAUAAAACCAGGCAACUUCCCAUCGCUUGCAGUUUCCAGCAACGAGUUUGAGCCAAGCAACAGCCAUAUGGUGAAGUCUUACUCACUGUUGUUCAGAGUGACUCGCCCAGGAAGGAGAGAGUUUAAUGGGCUGAUCAACGGGGAAACUAAUGAAAACAUUGAUGUCAAUGAGGAGCUUCCAGCGAGAAGAAAAAGAAACUCUUCAAAUCGUGAAGACGGGGAAAAGACUUUUGUGGCACAGAUGACUGUGUUUGAUAAAAACAGGCGCUUGCAGCUUCUGGAUGGGGAAUAUGAAGUGGCCAUGCAGGAAAUGGAAGAGUGUCCCAUCAGCAAGAAGAGAGCAACAUGGGAAACAAUACUUGAUGGGAAGAGAUUGCCUCCUUUUGAAACAUUUUCUCAGGGACCUACGCUUCAGUUUACUCUUCGUUGGACGGGAGACACAAAUGAUAAAUCCACAGCUCCUAUAGCUAAGCCUCUUGCUACACGGAAUUCUGAAAGCCUCCUUCAAGAAAACAAAUCCAAUUCUGUUAAACCUACUCAGACUAUCGCUGUGAAAGAAUCCUUGCCAGCAGACCUUCAGACAAGGAAAGAAAGAGAUGUCUUAAAUGAACCUCGACAGAAGCUGAGAAUAUUUUACCAGUUCCUCUAUAACAACAACACCAGGCAGCAGACUGAAGCCCGGGAUGACCUGCACUGCCCGUGGUGCACACUCAACUGUCGCAAACUCUAUAGCCUGCUCAAGCAUCUGAAACUUUGCCACAGCAGAUUCAUCUUUAAUUAUGUUUAUCAUCCAAAAGGUGCUAGGAUAGAUGUGUCCAUCAAUGAGUGCUACGAUGGCUCCUAUGCAGGAAACCCCCAGGACAUCCAUCGGCAGCCUGGCUUUGCCUUCAGCCGCAACGGACCCGUCAAGAGAACUCCCAUCACACACAUCCUGGUGUGCAGGCCCAAGCGCACAAAAGCAAGCAUGUCCGAGUUCCUAGAGUCUGAGGACGGGGAGGUGGAGCAGCAGCGGACAUACAGCAGCGGCCACAACCGGCUCUACUUCCACAGUGACACUUGCCUGCCCCUCCGCCCUCAGGAGAUGGAGGUGGAUAGUGAGGAUGAGAAGGACCCCGAGUGGCUGCGGGAGAAAACCAUCACUCAAAUUGAAGAAUUUUCUGAUGUUAACGAAGGAGAGAAAGAAGUGAUGAAAUUAUGGAACCUUCACGUUAUGAAGCACGGGUUUAUUGCUGACAAUCAGAUGAAUCAUGCCUGUAUGCUGUUUGUUGAAAAUUACGGACAGAAAAUAAUCAAGAAGAACUUGUGUCGAAACUUUAUGCUCCACCUGGUCAGCAUGCAUGACUUUAACCUCAUCAGCAUCAUGUCAAUAGACAAAGCUGUUGCCAGGCUCCGAGAGAUGCAGCAGAAGUUAGAGAAAGGAGAAUCAACCUCCCCGGCGGAUGAGGAAUCACCUGAGGAGCAGAGCGGGACAGCGAAUGGAUACAGUGAAAACAGCGUGAGGGAGAGGAUGGCAGAAGCAGAGAGCAUCUCAGGGGUCACAAAACAGAGCAAGAAGCAAAAGCUCUGAAGACAAGUGUCGGUUUGCCUUGCGAUGGACAAGCGUUGAAGUGACGUUCUAAGGUGCAUGAGCUCUAUGAGGAAUUACACAACACAAAC